Messenger RNA from Synchiropus splendidus (mandarinfish), 3087 nucleotides. It is a transcript of the gene gjb9b, whose product is annotated as gap junction protein beta 9b. Lineage: Eukaryota; Metazoa; Chordata; Actinopteri; Syngnathiformes; Callionymidae. The transcript has 3 exons. Gene Ontology annotation, cellular component: connexin complex. The coding region runs from base 1765 to 2592 and encodes 275 amino acids. The record is from RefSeq and is a predicted model, not a curated record. Gene Ontology annotation, biological process: cell communication.
UCACCAUCAUACCGGGUUUCCAUUACUUGCUCUGCUCUCUGUGUACCUGUGUCUUGAUCGUAAUGUCAUACUAGGAGGUAGAAAUGAAAUUCUCUCUGAUCUCUGAGCCUUCCAAAAGACUCUAAACCAGGUGACAUGCAAAAAUGAUGUUUCAAUCUCUUCCUACAUAGAAACUUAGGGGGGUUGUGUUCUCCUUUAGGCCUGUCUAAGUGCUGAAAAAUAAAGUGGUCGCCACAGUGGGAAAUGUUUUUCACUUUUACAGCCACCUGAAAUCAGUUUGGCUUAUCACGACCAAACUUGGUGUACACGUAUCUGUAAUCGCUCAACAAUCUUGUGAUCAUCCAGAGCUGGCCAAAAAAUUAAUUACAACUUUCUGGUUUCAUAAAUGACUAAAUGAAAGUACUUUUUCUUUUGCAGUACCGCAUUUCCAGAUCGCUCUUCAUUAUAUGCUGGUUCAAAUAAUGAAAUGACUACAUCAGAACCUUUAAAAUGAAAAAUGCUUUUUCACCUUUUGGUCAAAAGAUAUGCCACAUCAUAAUCUACAAUGGUUCAGGCUUAAUAAUCAUCAAUCCAUUAGGUUUAUGAAUCAUUCAGUAUUGGCUCAGUUUGGGAAAACUUCUCAAGAAAGACUGCUGUGAAGGAGCAACUCCUUUUCCCAAAGCAUUCUUGAGUACUUGGGUUAAACAUGGAUACUUAUCCUUCUGUUCUCAUGUAAAAUGUUAUGUGGCUAGUAGUUCCCUAGCCACAUCUGAACAACCAACACGUUCUCCUUUGUCCCCAUAUUGAUGGUUCUCAAGUGGACUUUCGUGACCAAUGUUGACACAGAAGUCAAUCUCAACUGUUUCAAUUGAAACGUUUACCCUCCCACUUCACAUAUGAUAUUCACCGUUGGGGUUAGCAACGGAUGAGACAUGGUGGUGACCCUCAAGGCUGUGACACCACAAUUGAAUGUCACUUUGAAGCUGUACUUCCUCAUGUGGCCACAUUUGCCCACCAAUGACCACCCUCAUCUUCACUGACCCCACUUUUGUUUGUUGAAAAUGCACGCCGAAGGCUGACUAUGGAGUCCACUUUAGACCAAAGAGCCUGCUUACCAACCCUCAAUACAUGACACCUUUUGGCAACAGAAACUUUUCUUUCACUUCGACAAGUUAUUACUUAUCAAGAACACCAUGGAUUUAUUCGACGUGUGCUUUUUGUCAGUACCGACAACAUUUAAAAGAAGGUUAAAUGAACAGCUCAAAUUAUUACUGAAGGCCUUAGAUUGAAUCGGGUAUUUAAAAAUAAUUCUUGACUAUGCAACACCAAUAGGACAGUUAGCAACAUGAAAGCAUAAAGAUUUGAUGAAUUAUUUGGGAGACAGAUUCCUAUAUUUGCAAAUAUUUACUAACAAACCGAUGUAGUCAACUGUUAAGCACCCGCUUACUUUCUUCAACCCCCACGUCCUGUCGCUGUAGAUUUGUCCUAAUGCCACCUUGAUUCUGUCUGCACUCCUCAGACAAUGCUAUAGGUAAUUCCCUUGACUUCCCUUCAAAACGCCCCAAGGCUGCCUGCGCAAAACAAGUCGAGAUUGAAUCCGCCACUGCGUAGUCAGCUCCACCCAUCCUUCUAAACUAUUUCCACCGUCACUCAUCAUAAAGCCACCUCCUCCAAACACCCACUGUUCACCUGACAGUUGGGACCUUAUUUACACUUCUUUUUAUUCAAGGGUCAGUCACGUCAACAGGGACCAUCCAUCUCAUUGGACUUCAAUUGUGAACCAAAAUGAAUUGGUCUGCCCUCCAGGCCCUGCUCAGCGGGGUCAACAAGUACUCGACGGUAUUCGGCCGUGUUUGGCUCUCCAUGGUUUUCGUCUUCCGUGUGAUGGUGUUCGUGGUUGCAGCUCAGCGUGUGUGGGGUGACGAAAGCAAGGACUUUGUCUGCAACACAGCCCAGCCGGGUUGCAACAACGUGUGCUACGAUCACAUCUUCCCCAUCUCCCACAUUCGUCUGUGGGCCCUCCAGCUCAUCUUCGUCACCUGUCCUUCCCUCAUGGUGGUGGGGCAUGUCAAGUACAGGGAGAAGAAAGACACGCAGUAUGAGCACUCCCAUAAGGGCAAACAUCUGUAUGCCAAUCCAGGAAAGAAACGUGGAGGCCUGUGGUGGACUUAUCUGGUGAGUUUGAUUUUCAAGGCCGGCUUUGACGCGGGCUUCCUCUACAUCCUGUACCACAUUUACGAGGGUUACGACAUGCCCCGCCUGUCCAAGUGCUCCCUGGCGCCUUGCCCCAACACCGUCGACUGUUUCAUCUCCCGUCCCACCGAGAAGAAGAUCUUCACUCUCUUCAUGGUGGUCUCAUCCGCGGUCUGCAUUCUCAUGUGCAUCUGUGAGAUGAUCUACCUGAUCUGCAAACGCACCCAGAAACUCAUCAAGCGGAAGAAAGAGGCGGAGAGGAGGAUGUUUGCAGAGAAUCAUGAGAUGGCUCCACUGGCUGCCCCCAGGUCAGAGUUCAUGUCCAAAGCAUCCGUCUGGGUGGAUCCGACGGCCUCUGUUCAUGACCUGAAUGACACGAAAGCAGAGGAAGUACCGUUAAAGAAAAAAAUGAAAGAGUAAUAUGAAACAAUGAGCUUCUAUAAACAAAAGACUUUCAGGUGCUGAGCUUCCACGACGCAACAAGGCUCACAAUUUAUAUGACACUCAUCUGUUUGCUGGGUAAAAGGACCUCUGUUCCUGCUGUUUGCGUUCAUGUUCUCACGAGCAUUUAAACUUCUGUUUCAUGUGUUUAUAAAACUAGUAAGGCACUCAGAGAGCACAGACCUCUGCCAAGCUGUUCAUUUAUACAGUACAUUCUUUGUUGUUGUUGUUCCACACAAUAGUGGAAUUUACAUGACAUGAUUUGAACAGUAGGUGGCAAAAAUUUCCCACAUCUUCCAGAUAUAACAGUGGUACAUAAAAAAAUGUUUGAAAAUAUGACAGCACAUGACACACUUUUCCUGAAGCGAAUAAACGUUACGUUUAGAUAAUGCAUAUUCAACACUCAAUAUACUUUAUAUUUGUAUGUUUUCUUUUUAAUUUUGUUAUUUAUAUAUUGAUCAAUAAAUCAUUUUA